Choloepus didactylus (southern two-toed sloth) is the source of this 2929-nucleotide messenger RNA. It is a transcript of the gene TCAP, whose product is annotated as titin-cap. Gene Ontology annotation, molecular function: protein-macromolecule adaptor activity; titin Z domain binding; structural constituent of muscle. NCBI's taxonomy places the organism in Eukaryota, Metazoa, Chordata, Mammalia, Pilosa, Megalonychidae. Gene Ontology annotation, biological process: detection of muscle stretch; sarcomerogenesis; skeletal muscle contraction. Gene Ontology annotation, cellular component: Z disc. The record is from RefSeq and is a predicted model, not a curated record. The transcript has 2 exons. Bases 2058 to 2561 code for a protein of 167 amino acids.
CUAAGGCCAGAGGAGCCACCAGUGUUAGGGCAAAAGGGCCUCUCCAUUGGCUGCUCACUCAUCACGAUUUUUCAGGAUUGUUUAAAGGGUCUGAGACCUUUUCCGUUGGAGAGUGGGUGGCAGGUGGGGGACGAUGGGUGCUGGCAGUGAAUCUCUGCCAGGUUCCCCCCUCAAACCCCAGGGACUCCUUGGGACCGUUGUACUUUGAGCCAAUUAAAAACCUGAACUCAAAAAAAAAAGCAGCCCCUCCCGCCUCUCCUCUUGAAACCGGGCAGGAGAGGAGGAGGGUGGCACUUUGGUGGGGGAUGGGGAAGGAGUGAGCCGCAGCCCGUGGCCAGACACGGCACCCACCCUCCCACCCGCUCUAGACACCCACAGGACGGCAGGGCCAGCGGGGAUCCAGUUCCCAGAAUCCCAUCACCCUGUCCUGAACGGUCCAGCCUGGCAGGUGGCUGUCAGGGAAAUGUCACCUUCCCUUCUCCCAGGUGGGUCUCAGCCUCCUGUGAGGGCAGGUGAGGAUGAGGUCCAGAGACCCCACAGGGCUUGAGGCAGGCUUGGUUCUUCCCAGCGUCCUGAAACCAGGGGGGCCUCAGCCCUUCAGGCUUCACACCCCCACCGUCCCCACCCCAGGAGUAGCGACAAACCUGGGACCCCAGCCGCCAGGGGCACCCUCCUCCCCACCCUGGCUGCCUGCAGGCUUCCAAAGAGCCAACUUGCUUAGAGCCAGGUGGAUCCCAGCUUGGUCCUUGCUGGGCACGUGACCCUGGGAAAAUCAAUCUCCCUCUCUGAGCCUCCAUUUCCUGCUCUGUAAGAUGGAACUCGUUAUGUCACAGAGUUGCUGUGAAAUGAGAAGGUUUAAAGAACCAGGCAAGGUACCUCAGCAAACAGCAGUGGUCAGUCCUGUACCAGGCAGGGCCCAUGCUGUCCCCACAGGGUCCGCCAGUUGCCAGGCACCUUGGCCCCGUCACUGUCACUGCCUCUUCUGGUGCCCUUUGCUUUGCUCACUCAGCGUCCCUGCCCCCCAUGCCCUGUAACACCAGCUGCUUGUGCUGUGAGCUGCUGGGCUUGGGUGCUGGGCCAUCAUGGGAGCCAUCUCACCCCCUGCUCCCCAUGGGUGAGAGCUGGCCCACUCCCCGGCUAGCAUGCAGGAGUUGGCAGGUGCCAGAACUCUUCUGGUCAGCCUUUGUGACCAGAAAGAUGGGCAAGGGAGAUCCAGAGAGGGGCAGGGGCUGACCCCUGGUCACACAGCCUGUUUAUGGCCGACUCUCAUCAAAGCCUUGGCUUCCCUAUCCUACCUGGGGUAUUGGGAUAGAACUGGGGGGCCAUGUCCCUCACCUCCCCCUCCACUCCAACUGGCCCAGCUUAGGAGACAGCUGCUCUGCUGCUGGCCAUGGGGAGGGAAAACACCUGGCAAAGGUUUGUGCCCCAGGGUCCCAGGUGUGGAAUUAACUUCCAGUCCCCCGACUGCUGUGGUGGGAGGGGUACUGGGCAGGGAGGUGGGGGUGGCUAGGCCUUUGGGAGCAGACACCAAGGACACCACUGCCCUGUCCCUUCUUGUCGAGGGGCUUGGUCAGGGUAUGUGCCCUUGAGCCCUGGCAGAGGAGAGAGCAGUGGGGACAGGACCUGACAGCCGUGGCGGAGGGCCUGAAGGGGCAUCAGUCCCUGCUGUUUCCUGCUCUGUUUACAGACAGACUGCCGUGCUCUCUGGGCAAGAGGGAAGGGGGGACAGAGAGCCAGUGCCCAGGCAGCACGGGGCUGGGCACGUGCCUGGCCUAAGACAGUGUCUGAGGAGUGUUGGCACACCUGUGGGAGUCGCUCUGAGGACCCCGCCCUCAUGGGAGUGUCUUGGUCCCUUUAGAAACUAACCUCUGACCUGGGGACAGCCAGAGGCCAGGUACCUCCACCCCCACCCUGGGCCCAGAGUUCCCCCCAUCAGUGAGUCUUGGCUCUGCUUAUAGCAUCUGACACCAGAGGGGCUGAAAAUAGCCCCCGGAGGAGGGGGAGGAGGGGGCUAUUUAAAGGGCUGGGCAGAAGCAGCCCAAGACAAGGUGACAAACAUGGCCACUUCGGAGCUGAGCUGCCAGGUAACAGAGGAGAACUGUGAGCUCCGGGAGGCCUUCUGGGCCGAGUGGAAGGAUCUGACACUGUCCACGCGGCCUGAGGAGGGUUGCUCCCUGUACGAGGAAGAUGCCCUGCGGCGUGAGACCUACCACCAGCAGGGGCAGUGCCAGGCGCUGGUGCAGCAUUCCCCCUGGUUGGUGAUGCGUAUGGGCAUCCUCGGCCGCGGGCUGCAGGAGUAUCUGCUGCCCUACCAGCGAGUGCUGCCGCUGCCUAUCUUCACCCCCACCAAGCUGGGUGCCGCCAAGGAGGAGCGCGAGGACACCCCAAUCCAGCUGCAGGAGCUGCUGGCGCUGGAGACGGCCCUCGGUGGCCAGUGUGCGGACCGCCAGGACAUGGCCGAGAUCACCAAGCAGCUGCCCCCCGUGGUGCCUGUCAGCAAGCCCGGUGCCCUUCGUCGCUCCCUGUCCCGCUCCAUGUCCCAGGAAGCACAGAGAGGCUGAGCGGGCCUGUGACUCAGGCACCCCGAUGCCUGCCCCGGGCUGGGCCCUUCCUGGCUAGGACCAUGGAGGGGAGCUGCUGGCCAUGGAUGCUUUGUAGUUUGUCCAGAGUUGGGGGCUGGGGGAGGAAGGAGCCAGAGGUCAGGAUGCCUGGGUCCCCUGAGCUCCCAAAGGGAGGGGAGCAAAGAGAGAGGAGAGCUGGGGGCUAGCACUGCUGAGUACCCCCAGCCCCAGAAGGGACAGAAGAUUCUGGUGAGGGCAAGCGGUCCCUGGGAGAGCGACUCUGGUCCAGAUUUCAGCUUCAGAGCAGGACAAAGUAUGUGAGGGGGAUUGGGAAUCCUCUGGGAAGGGGGCUCGGAGAAGACCAGUGG